GUCUUUUUGUGUGUAAGAUGCUGACGUGGCAAAUUUCCCUAACUGAAGACGAAGAAGAAGACGACAACCCAAAUUACACCGAAAAUAAGGUAAGCUCUCUGCUUCUCGUAUCAAUAUCCAUAAUCGGAUCUCAAACCCUUGCCGUGACAGUGAAGGUACCUGUGGCCAACAACGACGUCGGCUCUGACGGCUUGUUCUUCUUCACAAACCGGAGAAUCAAAACCGGAUGGUCUAUCUAUCAUCUUACAAUAUCAUGAUCCCGCUUUAAAAUCCCUCUGUUUUCAUAUCUCUCAAAAUGGGAUCCAGAAUCGAAGAAGAGAAGGAACUGGAACCGGAUAUGGAGAAGGGUUUGGCGACUUAUCCGGUGAGUCCGACAGGGAGUACCUUGGCGGACCUGUCGCCAACUCCAACGCCAAGGAAGACUCUGGUACUGUCCAAUUCCGGUAAGGCUUUAAUGGUGUCCAAUUCAAGCAAGUCCUUGGGACUUUCCAACUCGGGGAAACGGUUUGAUCCAACGGGUAAAAAGAAGUAUGUGAAACAAGUCACAGGCCGUCAUAACGACACCGAGCUCCACCUAGCUGCUCAACGAGGAGAUUUGGCUUCUGUUAAGCAGAUUCUUAGUGACAUUGAUUCUCAGAUUACUGGUACCAUUACAGGAGCUGAGUUUGAUGACGAGGUAGCACAGAUAAUGACAUCAGUGGUAAACGAGGUGAAUGAGUUGGGAGAGACGCCGCUUUUUACAGCGGCGGAGAAAGGUAAUCUUGAUGUUGUCAAGGAGUUGUUGCGUUAUACCACCAAAGAGUCUCUUAUGCAGAAGAAUCUUUCUGGAUUCGACGCUUUACACAUUGCUUGUAGUCAAGGCCAUCGAUCUAUUGUCCAAUUACUGCUUGAGCAUGAACCUCAGCUGAGUAAAACAGUAGCUCAAUCAAACGCAACCCCACUUGUGUCAGCUGCAACUCGAGGGCAUUCAGAUGUUGUUGAUGAACUGCUUGCUAAAGACUCAAGCUUGCUUGAGAUCUCAAGAUCCAAUGGAAAGAAUGCGUUGCACCUCGCUGCUCGUCAAGGCCAUGUAGAUAUUGUGAGAACGUUGCUCGAUAGAGAUCCGCAGUUAGCAAGACGAACAGACAAGAAAGGACAAACAUCUUUACAUAUGGCUGUGAAAGGAGUUAGCUCACAAGUCGUGAGGUUACUCCUUCGAGCUGAUCCGGCUAUCGUCAUGCUUCCUGAUAAAUUCGGUAACACCGUACUGCACAUCGCUACGCGAAAGAAAAGAGCAGAGAUUGUGAAUGAGCUGUUGCAGCUUCCGGAUACAAAUGUGAAUGCGCUGACAAGAGACCAUAAGACCGCAUACGACAUCGCUGAAGGUCUCACUCAUUCAGAGGAUACGGCAGAGAUCAAAGACAUACUAUCGCGUUGCGGCGCGCUCAAAGCCAACGAACUAAACCAGCCAAGAGAUGAGCUGCGAAAAACCGUAACAGAGAUUAAAAAAGACGUUCACACGCAGCUCGAACAAACCCGAAAAACGAACAAAAACGUAGACGGCAUCGCCAAGGAGCUAAGGAAACUCCACAGAGCUGGUAUCAACAACGCCACCAACUCUGUAACCGUCGUGGCUGUUCUCUUCGCCACGGUGGCGUUUGCCGCAAUUUUCACGGUUCCAGGAGGCGACGACGACCAUGGUGUGGCCGUGAUGGUCCACGCAACAUCUUUCAAGAUAUUCUUUAUAUUCAACGCGAUCGCGCUCUUCACUUCGUUAGCAGUAGUUGUCGUGCAAAUCACGCUAGUAAGAGGAGAGACUAAAACGGAGAGACGUGUGGUGGAAGUAAUCAAUAAGCUGAUGUGGCUCGCCUCUGUCUGCACCACCGUGGCAUUCAUUUCCUCCUCGUACAUUGUGGUUGGUCGGAGAAAUAGAUACGCGGCGGUUGUGGUUACAGUCAUAGGAACCGUGACGAUGGCCGGAAUUUUAAGUAUAAUGACUUACUAUGUUGUGAAGUCGAAGAGGACGAGGAAGGUAAGGAAAAAGGAGAAGAAGAAAUUUGGUAGAACUGGGACAAGCUCGUGGCAUCAUGCGCAUCCGUCCGAGUCUGAAUCGGAGGUAAAUCCAAUUUACGCUAUUUGAUUGAUGAUGAUGCAAAAUCAUGUUUUAUUUUGUAGUUUUGGUCUAUUUUUUACAAAGAAAAGUUGAACUAUGUCUAACUUGUGACGGAAAGAAAAAGAAAAAAAAACAAGUUUUUGUUCAAAAUUGAGCUAACAUACUAAUAAAGUAAAAAGUUGCUUGUUUAGCUGCUAAUUGUAUGUAUAUUGACUCUAGCUUCUGUCAAAAUGUUGGUUUUUUACUUCUUUUACAUUUUUUACUAGAUUGGGUUUUUA
This is a messenger RNA of Thlaspi arvense, 2370 nucleotides long. NCBI's taxonomy places the organism in Eukaryota, Viridiplantae, Streptophyta, Magnoliopsida, Brassicales, Brassicaceae. The record is from the annotation of a GenBank genome assembly.